AUGUCUGCCGAAGUUGCCCAAAAGGUUACAGCCAAGAAUGAUAAUAUUCCAAGCCAAACAUUAGUUACUUCGAGCAUAGUUGUCCCUGCCUCUUCCACGGCAAGACGGUCCUCUCGCUACGAUGAAGAUAACCACCUAAAACGGCGGGCGAGCGAAGACGAGGAUGCUAACAGAGAUCCAGAGGAGAACAAACGACCACGAUUAGAUAUGAAUAAUACAGAAUUAAAGAAACGGAGCCAGAGGAUGUUUGGCUUGAUGAUGGGCACCCUAACUAAAUUUAAAAACGACAUCCAAAAUAAAACCGAGGCUCGCGAAUGUUGGUCUAAACAAAAGAAAAAUCUUGCCAAUUUUCUUUGCACUAAAACAUCCCCUCCACUCUACUAUCUCCCAGCUAAAUUAUCCAGCACGUCGCUUGAAACGAUCGCAGAACAGAAGCGUCAAUUGGCUCUUGCCUCUUCUGCUUCGGCACAAGUGGAUGAUAAUAACGUGUCGGAAGAGAAAGAAGCUCACACUAUGGAUGUAGAAAUGGAAGAUACU
Messenger RNA from Paraglomus brasilianum, 537 nucleotides. Lineage: Eukaryota; Fungi; Glomeromycota; Glomeromycetes; Paraglomerales; Paraglomeraceae. The record is from the annotation of a GenBank genome assembly.